Coregonus sp. 'balchen' is the source of this 2615-nucleotide messenger RNA. The record is from the annotation of a GenBank genome assembly. Lineage: Eukaryota; Metazoa; Chordata; Actinopteri; Salmoniformes; Salmonidae.
AUGGUCUUCAUCAUUGUCCCCUUCAUGGAGUUCCUGCUUCCGGUCUUCCUCAAGCUCUUCCCUGAGAUGCUGCCCUCCACCUUCGAGACAGAGACCAAGAAGGCACGUUUUUCACACUGUUACAAUGUUAAUGACCCUGUUGAUGGCUGCAUAUCAAUGGUCUAAACUUGCUUCCUUGUCUCCUCUCAUUCAUCUGCACUGAUCUGAAGUCAUGAUACCUUAGGUGAAAAUGGCAGUUUUCCUGUUCUUCCAUAUCAAUGCAGAUGAAGGAAAGGAGACAAAACCACACUAUUGAGAUGCACCCCAGUAGGGGAUAUCCUUCCACAGACCUGUAGGCCAGUAGAAUAAGCAGGGGUGUGUCUCAGUAAUCUCUCCUUUCUUGUGCACUUGUUCACCUCCCUUCAUAGAUUUGGCAGUACAUUACUGUUCUAAGAAACUCCUUAGCCCAUGCCUACACCAAUCCAUUGUUUUUACAUUUGUCGGGAAUAAUGAAAGAGUGCACACUUUAUUGGGAUAUACCCCAGGUCUUUGUGUGGGAUUAGCCCCAGUAGGCCUGACCUAUCGGCUCCAAUGGUCCCUGUCUGCUCUGGCUAGCUGUUGAUCACUCAUGGCUGAAUGGCUCUCAGAUAUGUCCUCCUGUUCCUGUACAACAGUGGUGCCUGGCCUGGCCUCUCACAUCAUGGCCAUUGGGAUACCAACAGGAAGCAGUGGUAGAGACUACCAUUAGCCAACUGGUGCACUUUGAAAGUGGAAUUGUUUUCAAAUAGACCCUCUUAAACAUUACCUAGCAACUUGAUAGAAUGCGAUUGAGGCUCCUUUUUAGAACAUGCUCUGUUUCUAAAACCAAUUGCUAUUAGCUAAUGCUAGCCUAUGCAUAAGGCUAUGCCUAUCCAUUUGAGAAAUAACGUAUCUUUCUCCUAUCCUUCUCUCCCUCUCUCUUUCCCCCCUUUCUUUCUCUUUAGGUGGAGAAGCAGAAAAAGGGUCUUGCUGCUAAGCUAGAGCUGGCUAAGUUCCUCCAAGAGACCAUAGCAGAGAUGGCUAAGAGGAACAAGACCAAGGCUUUGACCGAGGAUGAGACGCAGCGCUUCUCCACCUAUGUACAGAAGGUAAUUUAGCCAGGGGGCAAAGGUCACGCAUCCAAAGCACUGAUUCAUGAUGUCAUGAGUGUUUCAAGUUUUCAUCCCGUUGUGUUCGGUAGCCCUGGUCAAAAGGUAAAACAGACCUGAUAACGCUCAAGAUGUGAUUAUGCAUCCUAAGCCUGUCUGCAUGACUAGAGUCCCAAGACUGCUCUAACUAACCCCUGUCCUCCCUGUGUCAUCUCCAGGUGCGUCACACAGGGGAGCAGCCCACCACUAAGGACAUCGUCAAGUUCUCCAAGCUGUUUGAAGACGAGUUGACGCUGGAGCAUCUAGAGCGCCCCCAGCUGGUGGCCCUAUGUAAGCUGCUAGAGCUGCAGCCCAUAGGAACCAAUAACCUGCUCCGCUUCCAGCUGAUGAUGCAGCUGAGAACCAUCAAAGCAGACGAUGAGGUGAUCGCCACUGAGGGUGUGCCUGCUAUGAGUGUGUCAGAGCUGCAGGCAGCAUGUCGUAGCAGAGGGAUGAGGUCACUGGGUCUGACCACUGACCAGCUACGCCAGCAGAUGCAACAGGUCAGACACUCAAUCUAUCUAUCUGCAGAUCACCUUGUUAAAGAUGCAUCACUUCAAGCCACUAAAGGAGUUAAUCUAUUAAUUGUAUUAUAAGGGUUGUGUCCCAAAUGGCACCCUAUUUCUUAGGGAAUAGGGUGCCAUUUUGGACGACAAACGAUUGGCUUCUUCAGUGACCUGUAACCUCUCUCUGUUCCAGUGGUUGGACCUGCACUUGAAGGAGAACGUUCCUCCCUCUCUGCUGCUGCUCUCCAGAGCCAUGUACCUGACCGACGUCAAACCCAUCAUACCCGUCAUACCCCCUGUACCCAAACUAGAGGUAAGACAUCAUACCCCCUGUACCCAAACUAGAGGUAAGACAUCAUAUUGCCUGUACCCAAUUAGAGGUAAGACACCCCAACCAGCUCAGUUCAGAUUGGUGAAAGGUAAUCUGAUUCUAGGUUUGGGAUCAAGGUACAUUUAUGCCUCCAGUGAGUCCCACAGAAGCAUAGGUUUCCCCGAGAACUAAGGCUUGACCAUCAGACCAUGGAGACCUCUUGAUUGUAGUGAUGUAGAAAUGCAGGUCAGCCAUGUGAAGUACUGUAUGUUCCUGCUGCCAACUCUCUAAGGCUGAGUUUACACAGCCAGCCCAAUUGUGAUAUUUUUUCAAAUAAUUGGUCUUUUGAACAAUCACAUCAGCUCUUUCACAUCAGAUAUUUUUCAAAACUGAUCUGAUUGGUCAAAAGACUGUGUAAAUGCAGCCUAUGAGUCUCUAACAGUCUCAGGACACUCUGUGGAAGGUUACAUAACUGGUUUUAUCAUUCCAUUUGUGUGUGUGUUUUUGUUUUCAGAACAGUGUGAGAUCAUGAGAGAAAUGUGUAAGUAUGUAUAAUGGUAGUGUAACAUCGAGUUGUGUUGUGUGUUGCAGAAGGCCACUCCUCCCCCAUCUGAGAUCCCAGAGGGAACAACAGCUUCCUCCUCAGACUUACUG